AUGUCAAAAUGGGGCGGCGCGACACUGAAGUACGAACUGGAUGCUCCGAAUAACACGCCUCAGUAUCUGGAAUCACUUGCCUGUGCCACAUAUUCGCCACUAGAUGUGUCGGCCUCCAUUUCAUCCGGCUCUUUCCGUACGGACGGCAUGGUUAUAGUACCUUGCAGCAUGAAGACCCUCGCAGGGAUACGCAUGGGUUACGAUAACGAUUUGAUUGUCCGAGCGGCAAGUGUGACGCUCAAGGAGAGGCGUAGACUUGUGCUUGUCGCUAGAGAGACGCCCCUAAGCAGCAUACAUUUGGAAAACAUGCUGGAGGUCACAAAGGCAAGCGCCGUGGUGUUUCCGCCCGUGAUGGCGUUCUACACGCGGCCAAAGUCAAUUCAAGACAUGGUUGACCAAAGUGUUAUGAGGAUGAUUGAUCUGUUGGACUUGAAUCUGGUUGGUGGGAACAACGAUGAGGGCGUCCGCUGGGCAGGGUUUGACUGGGUAGCGAAAGGAAAACCCAAGGCAGAGUAA
Fusarium falciforme is the source of this 516-nucleotide messenger RNA. RefSeq names its product 3-octaprenyl-4-hydroxybenzoate carboxy-lyase UbiX. Gene Ontology annotation, molecular function: carboxy-lyase activity. Lineage: Eukaryota; Fungi; Ascomycota; Sordariomycetes; Hypocreales; Nectriaceae. The record is from RefSeq and is a predicted model, not a curated record. The transcript has a single exon. Bases 1 to 516 code for a protein of 171 amino acids.